Molecule: messenger RNA, 2186 nt
Organism: Tympanuchus pallidicinctus (lesser prairie-chicken)
Lineage: Eukaryota; Metazoa; Chordata; Aves; Galliformes; Phasianidae
Gene: OLAH
Product: oleoyl-ACP hydrolase
Exons: 6
Coding region: 1114-1959 (281 amino acids)
Biological process (GO): lipid biosynthetic process
Source: RefSeq, a predicted model, not a curated record
UCUAAGCAAUUUAUCUGUGCCUGGUAUUUCUGUUUGGGGGAAAAGAGCCUGGUAUGCAGUAAGCAGUGGGAUGUCACCUCUGUGCUCAUGUCCACCAACCUAACCUUCAAUAAUAAAGUCAAGAAAGAAGAAGAAUGGUUGAGAAUAACUCUUCUGAUAGAAAAGACUUAAGAACAAUGCAGCUGGCCUCUUUGAUCCUGUUUCUCCUCUCAGUAAAAAGAACAGAGUAGUUACAGAUCUUACGUCAGUGCUACGUCUGUCUGUCAGUAACCAGAAGCACUAAAGCUGCUACGCUACAGCUAAGCGUGGUUCUGGUAAUUCCAUCAUCUCAAAAAGGGUACAACAAAAUGAGAGAAUAGAAAAGGGCAAUGAUCAUAGUCAUGAAUGCAGAAGCACUGCCAUAUGAAGAUUAUUAAAGCAAGCCAGGCUUUUUCGUUCUGGAAGCUGAAUGAGGGCUGAGAGAAUGUGACAGACGAUUUCAGAAAUGCUUAGCGGAGAUUCGGAGGGAUUCCCAUUUGCAUUCCUUAUGUGGCUACUUGAGGGCAUCAAAAGAAGUUGUAGGAGUCAGAUUCAGAAUAGAAAUCAUUCUUCGUGCAAUGGACAGUACAACUCAUUGCAAAAGGGUGUUGUGGAUGCUGACUAUGUGGAUGUAAGGGGAGACUGGAUAAACACAAAAAUGAGAAAUUUCAUAGAUGUUUUCUGUAUAUAAAGAAACUGCAUCCAGCUGUUCCAUGGAGGUCCAUUGUCACUGCUUUUAUAGACAGAAUACCGAACUAUGUGAUCAUUGUGUUUUCUAUGUCUUCAGAUGGAUCUUAUAUUUUGGGAUAUCUUCUAAAAGCCUGUGUUUUUGAAGAGCCAACUCGAAACCCUAGAUCAAUUUCUUUUGCUGCUUGCAAUAUUCCUUGUGGCCAAUGACUCAAAUAGAAGAAGAUACUGCCAAAGGUGUUGCCCAAUGCUAUUCCAUCACCUCUAUAAAAGCAUUCUAUAAAACUGGUUCUAUAAAACUGGUUUUCAUUGUUGCAUGAAGAUUAUCUCAUAUCUAACUGACUGUUGUCACAGUGCAAGCAGCUCUGAUGAUAGAAAAUAUUAGCCCACUGUUAUAAAUUAAACUUAAUGCAGUUUAAUUUUCCUUUAACUGAAGAGAUUUGCUUUAGAAUGAUGGGAUGUUUUCAUACUGGUUACUUUUAUUUUUUCCCAGGCAUGGAGAAGGCGAUUGUUCGUCCAUAUAAAAGGCCAAAUGCUCUCUGUAGGCUGAUUUGCUUUCCCUGGGCUGGAGGUGGAACUUCUCACUUUGCUCAAUGGGGCAAACUCUUCAGCAGCUCAAUUGAAGUGUCAGUUGUAAGGCUUCCUGGAAGAGAAAGUCGCACUAAGGAGCCUUUUGCAAAGGACAUGACAGCUGUCAUUAAUGAAAUAACCAGUGCUUUGCUGAAAGAUCUGCAAGAAAAACCAUUCGCCUUCUUUGGUCACAGUUUUGGAGCUUACAUCAGCUAUGCAGUUGCAGUACACUUGAAAGAAAAGCAUGGACUAGAGCCGAUCCAUCUUUUUUUAUCAGGGGUAUAUGCCCCACAUUCUGAAGCAUUUCUUCUGAUGGGAAAAGUAAACGAAGCAAAGGAUGAAGACAUUCUUGAACAUGUCAAAUUCUUAGGAGGAACUCCUUCUGAGUUUCUGAAAAAUGAGGACAUCAAGAAACACUUGAUACUUACUGUAAGAAAAGAUGUUAGCAUUCUUCAGACAUACUCUUUUGAGAAGGCAGAAAGAAAAACCAUCUUCUCUUGUGAUGUCACCUGCUUUGAUGGCUCUGAAGAAACAGUGCAUGAUGCCGAAGCCUGGCUCAAUAUAACCAGAGGAGAUACUUCCAUUUACAGUCUUCCUGGAGGUCACUUUUAUCUGCUGGAACCUUCAAAUGAAAUUUUCUUGAUAAAACACAUAACCAAGUGUAUAGAAAAUGCUGCUUUAUGAGUAUUUCCCUCUAUUUUAAUAGCAAGUGUAAGUCUACAGCACUUAAUAAUUAAGUCAUUCUUUCUGCUGAAUUGCACUGUUAUGCCUAAAAGUUACUCUGUUCCUCCAGAAGAUCUUCACUGUAAUUCUUUAAAAGGGUUUAAAGAGUUGUUCUGAUUUUUGAAAAUAAACUCUAGCUUUGUAUCUUAAAAAUAAAACACUUUUCAUUUUUUCUCUCUCUUCUCAUU